This is a messenger RNA of Cyprinodon variegatus (sheepshead minnow), 2243 nucleotides long. RefSeq names its product SIL1 nucleotide exchange factor (gene sil1). The coding region runs from base 78 to 1448 and encodes 456 amino acids. The transcript has 11 exons. NCBI's taxonomy places the organism in Eukaryota, Metazoa, Chordata, Actinopteri, Cyprinodontiformes, Cyprinodontidae. The record is from RefSeq and is a predicted model, not a curated record.
CUGGAGGAAGCGGCUCCGCUCCCUGUGGGUUCAGGUCCACUCGUGUUCGAGGCAGGGAGCUUCUGUGAUCCAUCCAGAUGUUCCAGAUGUUGUGCUGCAGCCGCCAUGGAGCGGCUGUUCUGCCGGGUUGGAGGAGCUGCUGCCUCCUGCUGCUGGUUCUGCUGCGCUGCUGGGCUCUGGACCACAGGCCUGGAGGAGCCCUUACUGUGGUGGAGAGCACCAUGGGGGGAGGAGGAGGGACUGGUGAUGAAGACCCGGAGGCCACAGUGGAUGAUGAUGAUGAUGAAGAUGAUAAUCUGGAGGUGCUCCAGCCUAACGAACACUGGCAAACACUCAAACCAGGCCAGGCGGUACCAGCAGGCUCCCAUGUGAGGCUGAACCUGCAGACUGGUCAGAGGGAGGUCCGACUGGGAGAGGAGCAGCUGAAGUACUGGACUCAGGAGCACAGGUGGCCGUCCAUUGAUCCAGAUGAGCUAAAACGGGCCAUGAAGAAGAUGAAGGAGGAGAUGAAGAGUCAGGACUCUGUGGCAUCCCGGUUCCGACCGCUGGAGGAGUUGAAGAAGGACAUGGCUGAGCUGGACCUGCUGGUGGAGACAGAUGUUCAGAUAAUGAAGCGCUUGCUGGAGCAGUUCAACAGCAGCAGCAGCAGCACAGAGCAGAGGCUGAGCAUCCUGCUGGAGCUGGAGUACCUGGUGCAUCAGGUGGAUAACGCUCAGACUCUGUGCUCCAUGGGGGGCCUGAGCCUCAUCCUGGACGGUCUGAACAGCUCCGACAUCCGCCUGCAGGAGAACUCCGCCUUGGUGCUGGGAUCCGCCGCCGCCAGUAACCCGGUGGUGCAGGUCCACGCCGUGGAGGGCGGAGCCCUGCAGACGCUCCUCACAUCGCUGGCCACCGCUCAGCAGCUUAGCGUCAGGAAGAAGGUGCUGUUCGCACUGGCCAGCCUGCUGCGUCACUUCCCCUACGCACAGCGCCACUUCCUGUCCCACGGCGGCCUGACGAUCCUGUCGGAGCUCUUCAGGGCGGAUGUAGGAGGGAUCCUGAGAACGCGUAUCGUCACCAUGUUGUACGACAUGAUCACGGAGAAGGUACUGAUCUUCCAGGCCGGACCGGACCCGGUCCAGGACCCGUCCCAUGAAGAACGGCAGCGUCAGUACGCCCAGGUGUCCCUGCAGGAGGAGCUGAUGGAGAAGGGCUGGUGCCGCCUGGUUCCCCAGCUGCUCCAGUCCUCUGAGCACGACUACCGGGAGAAGGCUCUCCGGGCUUUGUUGGCUAUGGCGCCCGUGUGUUUGGACCAGUACCGCUCGGACCCGUCUCUGCUCGGUUCUCUGCACUCCCUCCAGCUGCAGUACUUGGAACUGGUCCGGUCCGAGACCAUUCUGGGAGACGAUAGCAGCUACUUUACAGAGAUGGUGGAGCUUAUCGACACCCUGCAGGUCAAAGUCAGGUGACCGGGAUGUUCUACUGGACCGGGCCACAUAACCGGACCCCCUGUGGGGGUCUGGGAUGACUGGUUCUACUAGAUUGACUGGUUCCACUGGGUCUGAGAUGAAGAUGAUUUCUUUUGUUAAAGAUCCAUGAUGGAUUUCUUUGCAGUCAGACCGGACCAGAACCGGCGGUUCGUCCGUCUCCCUGCAUCAGGCGUCCCCCGGAAGGUUCAGUCUGACGCUGACAGACUGUUUACGUAGAACAAUAAAUAAAUGGUUUGAAAGUGAAUGUUUGGUCUAUUUUUAACCAAUCAGAAACCAGACCUGGAACUCUGAUGCUGAGUUCCAAUCCAGCGGCUGCAUCCUGCAUAGGCCAGAUUUGAAGACCGAUGAUGUCAUAGCGAGGCGCCGAGGUCUGGUCCGAUUCCAAGACUCCUCGUUAUGCGACUGACAAAUGCGUCCUUCUUUUUACCCUAUUUCAGGGACGGGUCCAAUAUGUCCUCUCUAGCCUUGGUUUUCCCAUGAUUCAUUGUAAGUCCAAGCAAGCCGGCUGCUCCGUGAUCAGAGGAAAAAAAGGGAAAUGGCGCCAAACAGUGGUGAAUAUUGGAAGUUCAGUUUAACAAUCCAAGUCUGUGAAUAGUUCCGUCUGAAAUGAAUGAAAAUAGUUGUUUCUAAGGAGAGCGACUGCCUAGUGGUUAGUGCAGUACUCUGUGCUCUGAGGAGGUUGCAGUACCCGGUUCAAUCCCCACACCGUUUACUCUGGGUUCCUGAGCAAGACCCUUAACCCCACACUGCUCCCUGGGUGCUGCACAAUGGCAG